AAAGGCCACCCAUUCAGUCCGUUACAGGCGGAAGUGAUACGUUUAGCAAAAACGUCCAAAAAUAAAAUUCGGUGAUUUUAUAAUUCGAGUUUUCUUUAUCAGUUCAUCAUGCCGAAAGAAAAUUUAAAGGAAAAGCUUGACGGAAAUGAAUUGGAUCUGAGUCUGAAUAAUUUAACUACAGUUCCUGUGAAAGAAUUGGCAGAGCUGCAGAAAGCAACACAUUUAGAUCUGUCAUGUAACCUCCUAGCUGAUUUACCUGAUACAUUCUGUACACUGACACAUCUCGUGAAGAUAGAUCUUAGCAAGAAUCUUCUAACAAAACUCCCCGAUGAUUUCGGAAACUUGAUUCGGCUUCAGCAUCUAGAUCUCCUUGGUAAUAAACUCACAGGUUUACCUGUAAGCAUGUACCAGCUGACCAAACUCAGAUGGCUUGAUCUGAAAGAUAACCCGCUGGAACCGGGACUGAAGAAAAUUGCUGGAGACUGCUUAGACGAGAAACAGUGCAAGAAAUGUGCUACUGAUGUUGUUGCACAUAACAAGUUGAUUCAUAAUGCAAUACAGAAGAAAAUACAGGCACAGCGUGAAGAAGAGAAAAAAAAAAGGCAAGCAGAAGAAGCUAAAUUAGAGGCAGAGAAACAAAGAAUAUCCGAAGAUAAGAAAAGAAAGAAACAAGAGAAGCGUCAAGCCCAGAAAGCCAAGAAACAAACUACACCUGAAAGACAAGAACAACAGAAUGAACCAAAACCAUCAACAAGCAAAACAAAACAAAAGGCAGCAAAGAAAGAAGAUGGCGGAGGAGGUGGCAGUCAAUGCUGUUUGAAAGUCCUGUUCUGGAUCUUCCUUACUCUCGGUGUUCUCCUGGCAGCUAUAACCGGUAUCCUUGGCUUCUGUCAGAAUGACCCGAAACAUAACUUCUGUGAAGUGAUACAGUUUGAGACUGCUGUUGUACCAUGGACCAAAACGAACAUUGUACCUUACAUUGAAAAGGGGCAAGAUGUUGCUGCUGACGUUGGAAGGAAGGUAAAGCUUUAUGCUGAUAAUGGUAUUGUUUGGGUACAAACAAAUGGACCAGUCUAUGUUAACAAUGUGAAACAGAAAUGGAAUGAUGUUCAAGAAUUUGUCCUUGCAAAGUAUAGAUCUUUUACUGGUGAGGAUGAGGAGCUUGCUAAAAAGGAAGCAGCAGCAUCAAAGAAAAAGGUACCUUCAGCUAAACCAACAACAACCACAACUCAAAGACCUACUACCACUACCACCUCCAAACCCACAACCACAACAACCACCACUCAAAAACCAACAACAACUCAAAAACCUACCACAACUACUACCACUCAAAAACCUACCACAACAACUACCACUACCCCAAAACCCACAACAACCACUACUCCUAAGCCUACCACAACAACCACUACCACUCAGAAGCCCACUACCACAACAACUACUACUCCUAAACCUACAACUACCACCACUCAAAAACCUACUACUACAACAACCACUACUCCCAAACCAACAACUACCACCACUCAAAAGCCUACCACUACAACCACCACUACUCCUAAGCCUACCACAACAACCACAACCACUCAGAAGCCCACUACCACAACUACUACUACUCCCAAACCUACAACUACCACCACUCAGAAACCCACUACCACAACAACCACUACUCAAAAGCCUACCACUACAACAACCACUACUCCAAAGCCUACCACUACAACUACCACCACUCAAAAACCCACUACCACAACAACCACUACUCAAAAGCCUACCACUACAACAACAACUACUCCAAAGCCAACCACCACAACUACUGAAAAACCCAACUACCACCACCAACUACCACCACUACCACUCAGAAACCAACUACCACAACAACUACUACUCAAAAACCCACUACCACAACAACCCAAAAACCAACAACUACAACAACCACCACUGAAAAACCUACUACCACUACUCAAAAGCCUACAACAACAACCACACAAAAGCCUACAACUACUCAAAAGCCUACAACUACCCAGAAGCCCAGUACCACUCAAAAGCCAACUACAACCACAAAACCCACCAGCACCACUCAGAAGUCAAAAAUAG
Messenger RNA from Ruditapes philippinarum (Manila clam), 2088 nucleotides. RefSeq lists its product as uncharacterized. Lineage: Eukaryota; Metazoa; Mollusca; Bivalvia; Venerida; Veneridae. The record is from RefSeq and is a predicted model, not a curated record. The coding region runs from base 109 to 2088 and encodes 659 amino acids. The transcript is spliced from 7 exons. Gene Ontology annotation, molecular function: protein binding.